Seriola dumerili (greater amberjack) is the source of this 862-nucleotide messenger RNA. It is a transcript of the gene isoc2, whose product is annotated as isochorismatase domain containing 2. The record is from RefSeq and is a predicted model, not a curated record. Gene Ontology annotation, cellular component: cytoplasm. The coding region runs from base 173 to 766 and encodes 197 amino acids. The transcript has 7 exons. Lineage: Eukaryota; Metazoa; Chordata; Actinopteri; Carangiformes; Carangidae.
AGAAACAUCAAUCUCAACAACACGCAAUCCUAUUGGUCAAUACGAUUCUAGGAGGACAGUGCUUGAACUUGUUCUUCUUAGCUAAAUGCUAGGGGGCGUUACAUGGGAAAUAAUACUUUAACCUAACAGUUGAACUUCUGUCGCCACACAUUUGGACCAUUCAAGCAACAACAUGGCAAACAUUGGCAGGCUCUCCACCAAGGAUGCAGUACUCUUCCUGUGUGACAUGCAAGAGAAGUUCAGACCCAACAUCUUUCAGUUCACCAACAUUGUCAGUAAUGCAGCCAGAUUGCUCCAGGCCAGUCGCGUUCUGGGCAUCCCCCCCAUCUUGACAGAGCAGUACCCUAAAGGUUUGGGUCCCACGGUACCAGAGCUGGGGGCAGCAGACCUGACAGCUCAUGCUAAAACAUCAUUCACCAUGAUGAUAGAGGAGGUGGAGAAGGAGUUGCAGGCCCUUGGAAACCCCAAACAGGCUAUACUGUGUGGAAUAGAGGCACAUGCAUGUAUCGCAUGCACAACCUUUGACCUGCUUGAAAAGGGAAUGGAGGUUCAUAUUGUGGCUGAUGCCGUCUCAUCCAGAAGCCAGACGGACCGUUUGUUUGCUCUGUCCCGACUGAAGCAGAGCGGAGCUUACCUCACCACCACAGAGGCCGUCCUGCUGCAGCUGGUCCAAGACGCCAAACACCCCAACUUCAAGGAGAUCCAGAAGCUCUUGGCUCACCCGUCUCCUGACACCGGCCUCCUUGCCUUCUUCAGUGCUCUGUAGCGACAUCAUCACCUGUCAUUCUGUUUCAUAAACACUGUUUCACUGCUUCCAACAUACUGAUGAAUUACUUCAAUAAAGUGAUGCUGCUACUUUGAA